Molecule: messenger RNA, 3294 nt
Organism: Python bivittatus (Burmese python)
Lineage: Eukaryota; Metazoa; Chordata; Lepidosauria; Squamata; Pythonidae
Source: RefSeq, a predicted model, not a curated record
AUGAAAGCUGGAUACAGCAUAGGACUUAGCCAGUUUAGCUUUGCAGAUGCUCUAGAUAUCAUUUUAAUGAUUUUGGGAUCCAUCACAGCUGCUGCCACGGGAACCGGACAGCCAAUUAUCAUCAUUAUCUUUGGCCAGAUGACAAACAGUUUUGUGGCAACUAGUUUUAAUGUGUCUACAGGAAAUGCAGAAAUGAAUAACUCAGCAUGUCCUCAAGCUGCUUCAGAUAUAGAAAGUAAAAUGGCCACGCAUGCAUACUACUUUGUUGGAGUUGGCUUUGCCGUACUGAUUUGUAGUUUUAUUCAAAUCUGGACCUUUGUGACUACAUCUGCAAGACAAACAGCAAGGAUACGUGACAAAUUCUUUUUUGCUGUUCUUCAUCAAGAAAUGGCCUGGUUUGAUACUACACCAGUUGGAACACUGAAUACAAGACUGACAGAGGAUAUUAACACAAUUCACAAAGGCAUUGGAGACAAGAUCAGUUUAAUAAUUCAAGAUUUUUCAACAUUUCUGACAGGCAUUAUAAUAGGAUUUGUGUAUGGAUGGAAACUGACCCUGGUGAUAUUGUCUGUUACCCCUCUUAUUGCUGUCUCUGGGGCCAUAUGGUCGUAUAUACUAUCAGUAUUGACUGCAAAGGAGCUAUCAGCUUAUGCCAAGGCAGGAUCUGUGGCAGAAGAAAUCUUGACAGCCAUCAGGACAGUUGUUGCUUUCAACGGACAGAAGAGAGCUAUAGAAAGGUAUGAUGCAAACCUAGAAGAGGCUAGGUCUAUUGGAACAAAAAAGGCUAUCACCACUAAUAUUUCAAUGGGUGUGUCCCAGUUUUUGACAUUUGGAUGCUAUGCCCUUGCUUUUUGGUAUGGAACCAAGCUCACGGUAGAUGAAAAGGAUAAUUAUGAUAUUGGAACAGUACUAAUUAUUUUCUUUUCUGUGCUUAUUGGUGCAUUUUCCCUUGGACAGGCUUCUCCCAAUUUGGAGACUGUGGCCAAUGCCCGUGGAGCAGCCUAUGAAGUCUUUAAAAUUAUCAAAAAGCCCCGCCCCAUAGAUAGCAGUUCCACUGAAGGAUUCAAGCUAGAUAAACUCCGAGGAGAAAUUGAAUUCAAAAAUAUCCAUUUCAGUUAUCCUUCUAGACCUGAUAUUCAAAUUCUUAAAGGUUUGAAUUUAAAAAUACAACCCGGGAAGACCAUUGCUCUUGUUGGUUCCAGUGGCUGUGGGAAAAGCACUACCAUUCAACUCUUGCAAAGAUUCUAUGAUCCAGCACAAGGACAGAUUACUAUAGAUGGGCAUGAUAUUCGGACACUUAACAUCAAGUGGAUGAGGGAAAACAUUGGCAUUGUAAGCCAAGAACCAGUUUUGUUUGCUACCACAAUUGCAGGCAACAUUCGUUAUGGCAGAGAAGAUAUUACUGAUGCUGAAAUUGAACAAGCAGCCAAAGAAGCAAAUGCUUAUGACUUCAUAUCGAAACUUCCGGAUAAAUUUAAUACCAUGGUUGGAGAAAGAGGAGCCCAGCUCAGUGGGGGUCAGAAACAGCGUAUUGCUAUUGCUCGUGCCCUGUCCAGAAACCCCAAGAUCUUGCUGCUGGAUGAAGCCACCUCUGCUCUAGAUAAUCAGAGUGAAUCCAUAGUGCAAGCAGCACUUGAUAAGGCCAGGACUGGGCGCACCACCAUUGUAAUUGCUCACAGACUCUCUACAAUCAGGACAGCUGAUGUUAUUGCUGGCUUUGAGAAGGGUGUUCUGGUCGAACAGGGGACACAUAAUGAACUCAUGGCACAUAAAGGAGUUUACUAUGCCCUUGUGAUGCAGCAGAGUUGUCAGGGAGAGGAACAAGAGAGUGAAACAUCAAAUGAAGAGACAGAAUCUGAGAUGGAGGAUGAAGACAGUGAAAAUUCUGAGAAAGAAGAUUUAAAUGAAAGAGUAGAUCUAAAUGAUUUGGGAAAUCCUAAUGGUGGCAUAGAAGUGGCUAAGAGGGGAAGUUUUCGAAGAAUAUCCAACAGACGUGGCCUUGGUAGGGCUUCUACGAAAAGAUCCUCUGAAAGGAAAAAGAGGAAGAAACAGAAGAAGAAACCAAAGAAGGACCACGUGGAACAGACCCUCCAAGAGGUUCCUUAUACCAGGAUUCUGGCUCUGAAUAAGCCUGAAUUCUGCUAUAUAGUGGUUGGAGUCAUUGCUGCUGCCAUUGGAGGAGGGGUUGUUCCUGCCUUUGCAGUUCUGUUUGGCAAAAUCAUUGGGGCUUUCCAAGAACAAGAUGAUGUAAAGAAAAGCCGCAAUACAGUGCUGUAUUCUCUCAUGUUUCUUGUGUUGGGAGUGAUCAGUUUAAUAACUUAUACAAUCCAGGGAUUCACCUUUGGGAAGUCUGGAGAAGCUCUCACCAUGCGGUUGCGCUCUCUUUCCUUCAAAGCGUUGCUGCAGCAGGAAAUUGGCUGGUUUGAUGAUCACAAUAAUGGUAUUGGAGUUCUGUUAACCAGGCUUUCAACAGAUGCUUCUCAAGUUAAAGGAGCUACUGGAAGUCGAUUGGCCUUAUUAACCAUGACCACCUUUACACUUGUGACAGCUCUUAUUAUUGCUUUUGCACACGGUUGGCAAUUAACACUGCUCAUCCUGGCUUGUAUUCCCUUCAUCAUUGUUGCAAAGGCUAUUCAAGCGAAAUCGACGGAAGGUCAUGCAGCUAAGGAUCAAAAAUCCCUUGAAGAAGCUGGAAGGAUUUCAACAGAAGUUGUAGAAAAUAUAAGAACUGUAGUGGCAUUAACAAGAGAAGAGAGAUUUUUUGAGAACUACAAAGCAAGCUUAUAUGAACCAUACAAGGACACCCUGAAGAAUGCUCCUAUUAAUGGGUUUUCCUAUGCCAUAGGCCAGUGUUUCAACUUUUUUAUAAAUGCAGCUGUCUUCAGAUUCGGAGCGUGGCUUAUUGCCCACUGUUUUAUGAACUAUGAACAACUGUUUAUAGUCUUCUCAUCAGUGAUUUUUGCUGCAAUGAAUGCUGGCCAAGCUAAUUCUCUUGCACCUGAUUUUAGCAAAUCAAAGGUUUCUGCCCAAAGAAUAUUUCAGCUUUUGGAUCGAAAGCCUCUAAUUGACAGCUAUAAUGAAGAAGGGGAAAAAUUAGAGAAAUUUGAAGGCAACAUUGAAUUCAAAGACAUCCAUUUUGCAUAUCCAACCAGACCAGAAGUUCAGGUUUUGCAAGGGCUCAAUGUAAAGAUUAAGAAGGGCCAGACUCUGGCUCUGGUGGGUAGCAGCGGCUGUGGCAAGAGCACUUCGAUUCAGCUUCUAGAGCGAUUCUAUGACCCCCUUUCAGGACAAGUG